Hemibagrus wyckioides is the source of this 2351-nucleotide messenger RNA. RefSeq names its product zinc finger matrin-type 1 (gene zmat1). Bases 309 to 1808 code for a protein of 499 amino acids. The record is from RefSeq and is a predicted model, not a curated record. Lineage: Eukaryota; Metazoa; Chordata; Actinopteri; Siluriformes; Bagridae. Gene Ontology annotation, molecular function: nucleic acid binding; zinc ion binding. The transcript is spliced from 8 exons. Gene Ontology annotation, cellular component: nucleus.
AUGUCUUUGUCUGAGGACAGCGUAUCGUGUCCGACUGAAAACAGUGUCACUGGUCAUUUAGACUCGGCCUCUGUCUCAGACGCCGAAAAAACAGUGCUAAAAAAUACUAAUGUCCAUAGUUGUCAUGUUGAAGAAGCAUACUGAACCGACUAAACAUCCUAUGACACUAUGACACCCAUCUAAAACCUACUAACAGAAGGACGGGAUAGCUAAAGACCGCUACAGAUACAAAAUACACCCAGAAUGACAGUGAGCUUCUGAAAGGCCUGCUAACUGACACCUUCUGUCAGGUGUGUGAGGCGGUGUUGAUGUUCGAGUCUCAGAGAGUCUCUCACUAUGAGGGUAAGAAGCAUGCUCAGCGAGUUCGAGUCUACCUGCAGACCAAGAAAGCUGAAAGGAACAAGCAGAGCUGUGAGAGCAGCAGCUUUCAGAGUGCAGAUCCAGAGAAGUUCUGCGAGCUGUGCAACAUGGUGUUCAGCUCGCCCGUGGUCGCCAAGUCUCACUACGAGGGAAAAGUCCAUGCCAAGAACGCAAGGAAGUCCAGUGCCACAUCCUCUCUAGAUGCCAGGACCACGGCGAGUCCUGUAACGGUCGUGCAGGACGCAGUGGAGGCGAAUGCACAGGACGACGUGGUUCAGGAACAGAAGGAAAUCACAGCUUGUGCUGCCCAGGGGGUGGACCUGAGUGACCCAGACAAGUACUGCAAGUUGUGCGCGGCUUCGUUUAACAACCCGGUGAUGGCGUCUGAGCACUACAGCGGUCGCAAGCACCAGCGCAACCUGGCCCGCCAGGAGCAGCAAAGCAAGCUGGGAGAGCAGUCUGAGCACGCAAACUCCCUGAUGUGUCCACUCUGCCAUGUGACUCUCAGCUCUCUAGACACGUACCAAGCUCACAUGAAAGCCAAUAAACACAACAUAAAAGAAAAGAAGACGCAGGAAGAUUCAUGCAAAAAGAAGGUGUACGACUCGUUCCAGGACGAGCUGGCCGACUACAUCCAAGUGCAGAGGUCUCGGGGACUGGAGCCUAAAACGGGGAAGGGAUCUGAAACUCAGGAACACAGGAAAGCAGAGAGCGAAGUAGAUGAAAGCGGAGAGUGCCGUGUCCAGCCCCAGACUGUCUCUCUCCAGUCACGUCUUCCUGCUCCUGCGUUCAGAACACAGCCCUGGCGCCCGCCGUUUCAUCCUCGCCACAACCCUGCCGCUCUCAGAGGGAGAUUCCCUGUACCGAACCAGUGGGAUCAAGGUUACUCAUCCUACCCUCCUCCACUCAUCCCCGGGCUGACAGGUAGAGCAUUACGCAGAGGGAGGAGCCCAGAAUCUAGCUCAUCUUCUUCCUCGUUCUCAGACUCCUCGUCUUCGUAUAGCAGCAGCAGCAGCAGUGAGGACAGCAGAGACCGAAGGAGGCGGAGGAAAAAGAGACGAGAAGGUACGAAGAAACAAAGAGAAGAAGAGGAUGAUUCCGAUGAGGAUUUGCAAAAAAGGAGGAGGGAGAGGAGGAAGAGGGAAGACGGCAGCGCGAAGCAACCCAAAAGACAGAGAGGAAGUUCAGAUGAAGAUCACGGAAAGAGAUGCAAGGAGAAGAAGCACAGAGAGAGAGUUACCAAGAAGAGACGGAGAGAAGAGGACGAAAGAGAGUGGGACAAAGCGUCUCAUGUAGAGGUGGCAAAAGAAGACAAAGAAGAACAGGGUGAAGGACUAAAAGAGGAGAAAACAAAGCACAAAAAAGAGAAGAAGAAACCGAAGGACAGAGAGGACAACAGGACAGAAGAGGAGAAGCUCUGGGAUGAAACGAUAUUGGGGAUAUUCUGAUAGACGAUGAUUGUGAGCGCUCAUAGGCAGACAUUUAAAGAUUCGAAACAAUCUCAAGGCAAAAAGACAGAUUUAUUCACAUUCAUGUGUUUUCUACACCACAGACUUCUACCUAACACAACCAGCAAACUCUCUCUUGCUCUCUCUCUCUCUCUCUCUCUCUCUCUCUCUGACACUCUCUCUCUCUCUUUCUUUCUUCCCCAUAGACUGUAGUACUGCACUUUUUAUUUACCGGUCCAGAUAAAUCAUGAUUAUGUGGUGUAACUGCAUCAAUCUGCUGCUACUCUGUUUUUGCACAUCAGUAUUAAUUCAGACAUGAUGAGAUUUUAGACUAAGCAAUAUAACUUCUCAAAACACUAGAAUAAAAUAAACACCAUAUACUCUUAAUUAUUGUUUGCAUUUUUUUUUAUUUUCAAGUCACAGUUCUGAUUUUACGUUCAUGUCUAGCCAAGUCCCUAUAUACAUUGGUAUUCAUUUGGACAGUUUUGGUUUUGAUCAAAACCGAUCAUUUUUUUCCUGAAUCGAUCACAAUAAAAUCCUGGA